Durusdinium trenchii is the source of this 1690-nucleotide messenger RNA. The record is from the annotation of a GenBank genome assembly. Lineage: Eukaryota; Dinophyceae; Suessiales; Symbiodiniaceae.
CCAAUUCUUGCAACCCUGGACAAAGUGCCGAAGACCCUGGCGGAGCUCCAAUGAUGCAAUGCGGGCAACCUGCCAAAUCUGGUGCAGCUGGUGCAGACCCCACAGGAACUAUCUCGUUUUGGAAGUGGCAAGAGCAGCUCCGCUGGCCUCAGGACACCAAGAACCACUCCAAACUCUCCAAACUGCAAAUCUGGAGGCUGUGCAGUCCAGGAUCAUGGGUGAGAUACAGGCCAAACUUUUUGCAAAUCAAGAAGACUUUUGGCGCCGAGGGCAGGUGGAAAUCAAGCGAUUGCAGCAGCAACAAAACGAGGUGGUCGACACACUGGCUAAGAUGCAGGAGCAGCAGGCUGAGCUGGCCGCUGAGCAUCAGAGAGUCAAAGGUGCAUUGGUGGAGGUCACCUCCAAGUUUGAGCAGGUCGUCAAGCAGAUGCGUGAGGUUAUUUGGGCACUUCCGCCUCACGCGUGGCAAGGCAGGUCUUCAUCCCCAUGUAAGCAGGCUGCAGAUGCUGCAGAUGCAGACGGCAAGGUGGCUUUGUGCACGCCCCCGCGGACGUCCCCUCAGGACCAAACCACAUGGCCUGCACCAGGGUCGAGUCCAGCGGUCCUGUCGCUUGCAAGUGCUCUACCAUCAGACUUUAAGCGCCUCAACCUGGCGGAAUGGAUCGACCAGGUUUCGCCUGGAAAGUCGACGGAGACACCUUCGUUGCCAACUAGGUCAAAGAGAAUGUCUUUGAGCUCCCAGGAAACCGAGGAAGCUCGCCAAUUCCAAGUGGAGAUUGUCAAGGAGACGGGGUUCACUACACUUGGCAUCGAGGUGAACCAAGAAGAUGGUGCUUUGCUUGUCGAUCACAUUGACGAGCAUGGGCUGGUCGGAAACUUCAACGCCAAAGAGGAUUCGGCAAGACAGAUACUUGUGGGAGACAGCAUUGUGGAGGUGAAUGGAAUCCAAGAUCCUGAACAAAUGCUGAAGGAGAUCAAGGUGUCACAAGCUUUGCUGCUGGUGCUGCUCAGGACGCAGGCAUCAAAUUCACCUUUGACGAAGCUCAGACCCGAGGCACGGGCGUUUGUUCCUUUGCAUGGUGAAAGGACAUAUCCUGCAGCAUUGUGUUUGCAGGACCCCGCAGGGCAUGCAAGACUUGGCGAGAGCACGAAGGUGAGCCGAACACUAUUUGCUGACGAACUUGCAGGUGAGACGGGAUGAGACAGAUGCUAUGAAGCAGUGGAGCUGAGUGGAGCUGAGAGCGAGUUUGCUGCAAUCAGCGGCACUGCGGCACAUGAGUUGCAUACAGCCAACAGUUCCACAACAAAGUGCCGACAUCAAAAAAAAAUCACGUUCGUCACGGAUGUUGCUAUGGCAAUGUCAAUUCUAGUGCCCGGUCGAGAGUUGUUUAAUCAGGUUUGAUCUGUCUCCUGCUGGUUGCCAGCAUCAGACAGAGUUCCCAUUCACGUGGCCCCCACCUAGGGUGUGCCAAGCACUUGGGUUUGCCAGGCAGUGGGUGGGUCACACACUGGGUGUGCCAUAUUGGGGAAGUGGCCGCGAGAUGCAAAAAGGAGCUUAUAUAUGUAUUUUCACCAGGACGCAAAGCGCAUGCUUUUCCGGAACGCAUGUUGCUGAGCCGUGCUUUCUAGAGAAGAACAUUGAAUUGGAAGAUGAUAGCACGUAGUGGGACGUCCGUGUUCUCGUUCUCAG